Medicago truncatula (barrel medic) is the source of this 2313-nucleotide messenger RNA. RefSeq lists its product as uncharacterized. NCBI's taxonomy places the organism in Eukaryota, Viridiplantae, Streptophyta, Magnoliopsida, Fabales, Fabaceae. The transcript has 2 exons. The coding region runs from base 200 to 2191 and encodes 663 amino acids. Gene Ontology annotation, molecular function: protein binding. The record is from RefSeq and is a predicted model, not a curated record.
UCGUUUAUUACAAAUUUUCAGAUCUCUCUCUCUUCAAAACCCUAAUUCCGUCGAAUUCAGUUUGAGCCUCGAAAAACCUAUCUCUCCCCCUUCUCUCUCUUCUUUCUCUCUCUAACGAUUUUCUCGUUUCAACAACGAUCCAUCAACCUUCAUCAUCCUUCAUCAACGCUCCUUUCUCUCAAACCUAAGGGUCAAAGAGAUGUCUCCUGCAUCCCGAUCUAAGUCUAAAGAUAAAAAGGCUAGCAAGGAAACUCCAAAGGCUUCUGUGAAGUCCACAGGAUCUGGCAGUGCAACAGCUGGUAUUCCAGCGAGUGCAUACAAUCCAUUAUUAGGAACAUUCCAUACUUUGGACACAUCAGCGAUACCCUCUACCUCACCAAUGCAUUCUAAUGGUCGUUUUCGGAACAUAGAUGAGACAGAUGAACAUCCUGGCAGCUUGGUGGUAGCUGGUGUUGAGUAUGAUUCUGUUUCUAACAAUGGUAGUUGGUCUGGGGAGUCUGAAGAGCAUAAAGAGAAAACUUCUAAUCCUCCUGUUAAGCCGGAAGUAGUUCCUGGAGCUGAUAAUGACAAGCGAGAGAAAAUCCGCCAAAAGAAUGAGAGAAAACAUCAACGGCAGAAGGAAAGGCGAGCACAGGAGCUGCGUGAGCGGUGCAGAAGUUAUCUUAUGUCAAGGAAACUUGAGACACUGGCUCAACAGUUCGUGGCUAUGGGAUUUUCUCAUGAACGGGCAACAAUGGCACUGGUAUUGAAUGAAGGUAGGGUGGAGGAAUCAGUUGCAUGGCUAUUUGAAAGUGGUGAUGAAGCAGAUGGUCAAAAUGAUAAAACCACAGGUAAGGGCAGUUUGAAAAUUGACAUAUCAGAAGAACUUGCUAGGAUUGCAGACAUGGAAAUUAGGUAUGGAUGUUCAAAACAGGAGGUUGAAAGAGUCAUCGUUUCCUGUGAGGGUGAUCUUGAAAAGGCUGCAGAGAUCUUGAGAGAAUCGAAACAUGAUCCACCAUCUGCUCCACCAAAGCCAGAGGAAACUGGCGAUCCUCCUAUCAUCAACAAUGGUAAGCAGUCAGGAGUUUCUGGUCUGAACCCAAGGUCACAAACAAAACCUGUUCCUUCUCUGAGCCAACUCAGAAUAGAUGAAAAAGAUUUUAACUAUACAAAAGCAGCAAUUACAAAUGGAGUAUCUUCAGAAUCCAGUAGCAAAAAUAUACAACCUCUAAAGAGAAUGCUGCCUAAGUCUGAAUGGGUAAAGCCACAACAGGCAACUAUAUUAUCUGACAAAAGGUGGCCUGGUGCAGGAUCUAAUCCUUCUGUUUCUUAUUCACUGGCUUCACCGUUGCAAGUGGCUCCCCCACCUGCUAAGACUGAAGCUCGUUAUGUGUCUGUUGGGGGUGAUUAUAAAAAUCUUCAACCUGGAGCAGCCAAGGAACCCAUAGUUGUAAUGCAGCGGCCCCAAACUCUAAAUGCAAAGCAGGUUCCAGCCUCAAGCAAUAGUUCAUCACCUCCUGGAAUGUCUGCCAGUUGGUAUCCAACUAACAGUGUAGAAGCUAUGAGGUCUAAUGUGUUUUUACCUCAAGCUCCUAGUACUAGAAAUCCUAGUCCAAACUAUCUAAGUACUAAUCAAAUGUAUCACCAACUUCAAUAUCAACCUCAACAACAAUUUGUUGCUGGCAGCAGUAGUAACUCAGUAGAUCCUCAAGCAACCAAUCGAGGGAAUAGCAACUGGAAUAGAGCGACGGGUGCGUCUCCAACGCUUGCUGCUGCUUCUUCUCUAGGUCUCUUUCCAGGGAAAGGGUCGGCAGCCACAUCAGGGGCAUCUUCUCCAGUCGACUGGAGCACUGGCGGGUCGAUGCAAUUUGAUUACACCAGCAUAGACUGGUCUUUGGAUAGAGGUUUGUCUUCACCAGGGUCAAAUGCUUUAUGGUUAGGGCUUUCACCUUUUACAAAGAGUAGGGCUCAAACGUAUGAUUCAAAUUCAAAUGCUUCCGGAGGUGUUGCUCAACAACAGACAAUGAGAUCAUUGCCCUCAAAUGGUUCAUUGCUCUCAAAUGGCAGUACUGUCCCGAUGGCUGGAUUGCAAGAUGGCGGAGCAGCUUCUGGUGAAACUUCUGCUGCUGGUUCCCGGGAGUGGAGUUCUCCUUUUGAAGGAAAAGAUCUUUUUAGUUUACCGAGACAGUUUGUUUCUUCUCCAUCUCGGUAAAAUGAUAGGGAGCUAAAAUGAAUGAAUGAAUGAAUAAAAUGAAAGAAAAACCCAAAAAUGUGUGUGGAUUUGUUGUUGGCUCUUUUGAUUUACAGUUUAUGUUUUGUUGGUGGUAAGUUUCA